AUGGCGGAGAAACAUCCUCCUUGGUGGAGGUCUUUCGUGGGGAAGAGGAGAAAAGCUGCUAGAGAAUCGGCAGCAGCGCUCGAGCAGGAGCGCGCCCACAAGUCACAGACAGCUGCGGAAAAGAGACCGCAGCUGUCAGAGCAAGAUCCCACAUCGGAACAACAGCAAACAGAGGGGGGCCCCAGCGAUGAGACGUAUGAUGACUCUGAGUUCACGUCCGCUUUCAGCGAGACCACAAACCGUCGAAACCUGCGCGUGUCCCGUUCGGGUCGCUUCAAAGAAAAAUCGCGGGCGCGGGUAGGCCUGCCGCAGAAUUACAAGGAAGAGACAAAGACAUCAGACAAGAAUAACGAUGACUCACGAUAG
Molecule: messenger RNA, 366 nt
Organism: Chanos chanos (milkfish)
Lineage: Eukaryota; Metazoa; Chordata; Actinopteri; Gonorynchiformes; Chanidae
Product: proline-rich protein 15-like
Exons: 1
Coding region: 1-366 (121 amino acids)
Source: RefSeq, a predicted model, not a curated record